UAAUAACAUUAGAUUUGUCUCCUUUUUACUCUACAGUGUAUGAGUUGGACAUGGUACUUAGCUGAUGAUAUGCAAUUUUACAUCAUUGCUCCUGUGAUCCUGUUCAUAACAUACAGGUUUCACCUGCGAGGACUGCUUGCCAUUGUCGCUGUAUUGUUGGCUGCCAGUUUUUUCAUUACAGCCACCAUUUAUUCUUCUUAUGAUCUCACGGGUGAUGAUUACGACCUUGUAUACACCAAACCAUACUGUCGUAUCCCUUCAUACCUUGUUGGUAUGGUGUUGGGAUAUUUGCUUCAUAAGGCAAAGGACUGGAGGCUCCCUACAAAGUUUGGCAGGUACGUGUUUAAUGUGACUGGCUGGUGUCUGGCCAUCAUCCUCGCUAUGUCCACUUUGUAUGGCAAAUACCAGACUGUAAGAGAGGACAAUCCUCAACCGUUCUCUCGCACCCAAUCCAUCUCAUACGGGACCUUUUCACGAUUUACGUGGAGCCUGACAAUUGCCUGGGUAAUUUUUGCGUGCCAACGCGGGCUCGGAGGUUUGGUGAACAAGAUUCUCUCGGCCCGUUUCUGGAUUCUUUUAAGCCGUCUGAAUUACUGCAGCUAUCUCGUUCAUUUCGUUGUUCUUUUGAACCUGUUAUGGUCAAAUGAGUUUGUUUGGACAUACUCUGACGUUCACAUGGCCUAUCGUUUUGCAGGCGUCACGAGCUUAACAUAUGGAGUAGCAUUCAUAUUGUCUGUUUGUGUGGAAGUUCCAGCCAUGCAGCUAGAAAAACUGAUCCUCAAUAGAAAUAGUUGAACAGUGACGUCAUUCAAAUGUUCAACAGUGUGUCUACUGAUUACUUGCCUGUAAUUUCAUUGAUAUAGAAACUGGAUUUCCACAAAUAGUCUUGUUAAAAACCCACCCCUCCUAAAUGGGUGACUAAAUGAUUUGUGAUGAAGUCGUCUGUAAGCUUGGCCGUGAUGGCAGUAGUUAUUCUUUGUUUUGUUCACGGUGGAGUUGCCGGUAAACACCGAAAGAAUUGUACGUAAAAAUGAAGAACCAGAGCCACACAAGAUAUUUGUGACGAUCGCAGGUCAUAGCUGACAGUAGACAGGUGUACAGCAAGGGAAGAAGAAAGGUUCACUCAUUUGCAUUCAUCAGCGAAACAAAUUGGAAUUAUCCUAUGUAAUUGUAAGUUCACUGAUUAUCCAACUACACACCUUAGAGUACAAAUAACGCCGUGGACGACUACAAACAUCACGCGAUAUUUGUGCUCCAGAGUUCUGGUUAGACAGGUUUUCUCGCAUCGCGCAAGUGAAUUGGAUUGAAGUUAAGAAAAGAAAAAUGGCCGACAACUUGAAUCAUACUUCUGACGAAGAAGAGUCAUAAUGGCUGGCAAAUAAAGAUACAAGUUUAUUAGAUAAAUCGAACGAAGACAAACGACUAGACGACCAGGAAAUUUCUUCAUUUAUUGAAGAAAACAG
Messenger RNA from Stylophora pistillata, 1463 nucleotides. Its product is annotated as O-acyltransferase like protein. The record is from RefSeq and is a predicted model, not a curated record. NCBI's taxonomy places the organism in Eukaryota, Metazoa, Cnidaria, Anthozoa, Scleractinia, Pocilloporidae. Gene Ontology annotation, molecular function: acyltransferase activity, transferring groups other than amino-acyl groups.